Dermatophagoides pteronyssinus (European house dust mite) is the source of this 1343-nucleotide messenger RNA. Its product is annotated as chitinase domain-containing protein 1. Gene Ontology annotation, biological process: carbohydrate metabolic process. Gene Ontology annotation, molecular function: oligosaccharide binding; chitin binding. Gene Ontology annotation, cellular component: endomembrane system. NCBI's taxonomy places the organism in Eukaryota, Metazoa, Arthropoda, Arachnida, Sarcoptiformes, Pyroglyphidae. The record is from RefSeq and is a predicted model, not a curated record.
GAACAACUAAUUCUCAAUAGAUAAAAAUUAUCAAUAUUGAUAGUCAAUUUAAUAAUCAAAAUAUCAUUAACAUUUUUACUAGCCAUGAUAAUCCAUUGGCUACGAAGUGGUAAACAUGCGUUUUUUACAAUCAUCCAAUCUUCAAUCAUAUUGACGUUGUUUUUGUUAAUAAUUACACCCAGAUUUGGGCGUUCAACAUUGAGCCGAUCUGAUCGUCGGCCAUCCAAAACGCAUCAGCCAAUUGAACCAAAUCCGCCAGUACUGGAGACCGUAUAUGAACGAUCAUUGGUUGUUUCAAGUGUAAAACCAAAAGAUAUCUUACGUGAACAUCGAUCGUAUAGUCUGAAUGGACAACAAACCAAAAAUUUCAACGGAACCGUUUUGGCUUAUGUGACGCCUUGGAAUUCACAUGGUUACGAUAUUGCGAAAUUGUUUGCGCGAAAAUUCACGCACAUUUCACCUGUAUGGCUUCAAGCCAGAUUAAAUAAGGAGGAAAAUGAUAUUAUUGUCGAGGGUAAACACGACAUCGAUUAUGGGUGGAUGCAAGAAUUACGUACUGAAAAUGAUCGGAUCAAAAUUGUACCCCGUGUUCUUUUUGAACGUAUGACCCAUUCACAGUAUCUACAAUUGAUCACCGAUUCUUCAUUAGCACGACAGAUCGGUCGACAUCUAGCUGAUCUGGCACGAAAAUAUGAAUUUGACGGUUAUGUAGUAGAGAUAUGGCGUGCAUAUGCCGGUCAACAUCGAUUGGAUCUUGCAAGAAUGUUUGAAUGGAUUACCGACGAACUGUCACAGUCAAAUCUUGAGCUUCAUAUUGCCGUCCCACCUCCCAUUCAUUAUGGGGAUUCUCUUAGCACAUUCCAAAAAGAUGACAUUGAACGUUUAGCACCAUAUAUUCAAGGAUUUUCUGUUAUGACAUAUGAUUAUUCCGAUCCAUCCAGACCGGGUCCUAAUAGUCCAUUACACUGGAUACAAAAGUGUAUUCGACUAUUAGCACCGAAAGAUACAAGUCCAGUGCGGAAAAAAAUCUUAAUCGGAUUAAAUUUUUAUGGUAACGACUAUUCAAUUACCGGUGGAGGGCCGAUUCUUGGUACACGCUACAUAGAAAUUCUGGAAAAACAUAGACCAAAAAUUCUAUGGGAUGAGUCAUCGGCUGAACAUUAUUUCGAAUACAAAGAAUCUUCUGGUCGUAAUCGUGUAUUCUAUCCGACAUUAUAUUCCAUACGAAAACGUAUCGAAUUGGCUAUAAAAAUGGGCACUGGAUUAUCCAUAUGGGAAAUCGGUCAAGGAUUAGAUUAUUUUUAUGAUAUUCUUUGAAAAUAAUCUAAUAAAAUGCUUAAAAA